AUGCAGUUCAGCUACGUCAGGAGUCGUUACCCCAACCUUGAGACUCUGUGUCUAGUGCAGUUCAGCUGUCGAUGCCAAGCGAGCGAGGUCAAAGAUAACUACAGCCUGCCCCUUGAGCGUGUCUUUUUCCAAUUCACCGAGGCCGUCAUUCACCACGACAACAGGCUCGACAUUCUCAAGACUGCCAACAGCAGCUCUCGACAGCGCCAGCAUCACCUCCCGUCCUGGGUCCCAGACUACACCAGCCCUGGAACUGUUGGGGCCCUUUCUUGCACCGGGUGGUCGCAACCGAGUCAUGCCAAGCGCGGUAAGCCCUUCCCUUGCACCCUCCGCACGACAAACGGCGCGCAAUCGACCCUUGUCCUCGAGGACUUUCCCGAAGCGGCCCCUGUUCGGGCCUGGAGUUCCGCGAAGGCGGCACCGUCCUGCUAUCAACGGGCAAGCCGCUCGACACGAUCCGGAGCGGUCGGCCCGCCGCUCCUCAACGAGCCGAAUAUUAUUCCCGGGCCGGCGGAAUUUGCCCAAGUCCUGUGGCCCUGGGAGUCGCUGGCCGUUGCGGUGAUGGAUAGCUUCGAAGGGCGCCUCGACGACUCGUGGGGAGAAGGAUACGCCCAGCAAUUCGAGCUAGCCUGCUACGGCCGGUGCUUCUUCACGACCGAGGGCGCCACCAUGGGGACUUGGGAUCCCGGGUGCACAGCUCGGCGACCAAAUUGCCUUCAUCCCCAGCGCAGACUGGCCUCUGUUGUUGCGGCCUUGUGGCAGUGUUGGCGGAGGCGCGGUGGAGUGGACUCUUGUGGGAGAUUGCUAUCUUUAUGGGCCGGAACCUUUUGGGUUGUUUGA
Messenger RNA from Pyricularia pennisetigena, 840 nucleotides. RefSeq lists its product as uncharacterized. Bases 1 to 840 code for a protein of 279 amino acids. Lineage: Eukaryota; Fungi; Ascomycota; Sordariomycetes; Magnaporthales; Pyriculariaceae. The transcript has 2 exons. The record is from RefSeq and is a predicted model, not a curated record.